UUUGGGUACUCUCUCCCCUUCUUUCAAUGCAAAUUUUCUCUCUCAACUACAACUCUCUGGCCUCCCUGCACCUGCACAUCUUCUUUUGUUUGUAUCUUCUUCCUCUGUUUUCAUUCACUUUUCUCAGGAAAAAAACCAGAGGAAAAUACCCAUUCUUGAUAUGAAAAAGAGCUUAACAUGAUGGAAGGAAUCAAAGGAGGUAAGGUUGGGGUCGGAGAAGAUCAUGACAUGGGUGAUGGAAUGCAGUGUAGUGAUCAUCCUUACAGAAACAACCCAGGUGGGAUCUGUGCAUUUUGUCUUCAAGAAAAGUUGGGAAAGCUUGUUUCUUCUUCUUUUCCUCUACCCAUCCAUGGAUCAUCCUCCUCUUCUUCUUCCCCGUCUUUUAGAUCUGAAACCGGUGUUGUUUCUUCCGGUUAUGGUAAUGGUGGUGUCGUCAACGGUCCAUCUUCUUUUUCCUCUGUUUCUGGGUCUCUCUCUGUUCGUCCUACAAAAGGAAAUGAUGAUAGUUAUAAUGAAUAUUACACGAGGAGGGCGAGGAUUCCGUUUCUGUUGGCCAAGAAGAAAAAGAAGAUGAUGGUGGCGUCGGCGGAUCAUCCUGCUGCGGAUGUUGUAUUCAAGAGGAGCAAGUCUACCACGACGCCCAGGAGACCUGGCGCUGCCGUGUACUAUGAAGGGGAGGAUUUUAGCCCGAGGAAACGAGGUGGGUUUUGGUCGUUUCUUUAUCUUUCUUCUAGGUCCGCUGCGCACUCCGGCAAAAAACCGGAAAAGAUUGCAUCUUUGGCGCCAGAAGUAACAGGGUCGAGGUCGGCGUCCUCUGUUUUGAAACAGAGAGAACAAUGCUUGGGUGGUUCGUUGUCUUUGGCCAGAAAAGGAGGCAUUGUGGUGGUGGAGGAAGACGACAGUCCCACCAGCCAAACCACCGCCUCCUCCUUUGAACGGAAGGUGUCGAGAUCCAGAUCCGUCGGCUGUGGAAGCAGGAGUUUCUCCGGCGACUUCUUCGAGAGAAUCUCAACUGGGUUUGGCGAUUGCACUCUGAGGAGAGUGGAGUCACAUAGAGAAGGCAAACCCAAACACCCUUCCACGUCCGCCGCCGCCUCGGCCAUGAAAGAAAGGGUCAAAUGCGGUGGCAUUUUCGGGGGGUUCAUCAUGACAUCUUCAUCCUCAUCAUCCUCUUCCUCCUACUGGUUAUCAUCCUCAGCUGAAGAAAUGAACGGAAAAGUAACAGCAGCUCCACUGGUCCACGGCCGGAGCAAGAGUUGGGGGUGGGCAUUUGCUUCUCCCAUGAGAGUUUUCAGCCACAAGAACGGCAAAAGAUCAGACACAACCACCAUUAGAGAAGCUAACAAUAAGAAUACUACUCCAAAUCUCUCUGCAAUUCCUUCAUUGUUAGCUGUUAGAAGCUAAAGGGAAAUACACAUUAAAUUUGCCCAAAUUUACCUGUUAUUAUUUCUAUGUUAAUUUCUUUGAACCCUGUUCCAUUAGUCAUGUUAUACUUAUUAUUUUCAUUUUAAUCCUGUUUCUAUACAGAUAAUUCUGCAAAUAAUCCUGUUUUUAGGUUUUCAUCACUCUGUUUCAUUAAAACCCAGAUGGGUUUUGGGAAUUUGCAGUAAGGAAGAAGAUGUGCAAUUUCUUUUUCUUUUUUUUUUCUUGGGUAAUUAAAUAUGUAUUUAUUC
Molecule: messenger RNA, 1673 nt
Organism: Rubroshorea leprosula
Lineage: Eukaryota; Viridiplantae; Streptophyta; Magnoliopsida; Malvales; Dipterocarpaceae
Source: the annotation of a GenBank genome assembly